AUGCCUGUGGAGGUGCCCACAAAUGGCUUGCGCCGCGAGGUCAACGAGGCCGCGGCAAGUGUUGACGGCGUGUACGGGCGUGGGUACGGGCUGGAGAGAGCAGGAGGCCGGUGGAGCCGUAUCGUAGCCCCCAGCGGGUUCGCGGGAGCUCGCACCGCUCCCUCAGCGCGGACGCCUGGUACCUGGUUGCCGAUGCGAAUCUUGAAGAACGGCGGCCGGUCCGCAGAGAUUGAGGCCUGCUGGGUCCGCCCUCUAUGGCGGUGGCUCACCCCCGCGACACUCUCCUAUCCUGCCCGCACAUCGAGCUACUCCACCACAGCCAGGACCUGCCCAGUCUCGCGCACCUACCGCUACUCCCGCCGCGCGGCCUUUGUCAUUGUCGCCGCAGGUCCCGCAUUCAGCCUCGACCACGAGUUCAAUACGUCAGCAAUCGGGAGAAACAUGAGGACGCUGUGGACGUGCAUGGCCAUCGCGGCCGGCUACAAGCUCAACUUUACGCCCGCAAGGCAGACCAGAUCCCCGCUCUCCAUGAACACGUCGCAAAAUGCGUCUACGACCUCCCCGUUUACUUUGCUGUCGCGUGAGCUCAACUUCGAGCUCGAGGCUGAAAAUGCGCGCACCACCGCCACAUUUGUCGCCUCCGAACCCCACCUUGCCAACCACGUCUACAUCCCGCGCAUCUUCCCUGACCUCACAGCCGACAACAAGUGUGGCAUCGCACACCUCAUGGGUGACGACCGCGCCUCCGCCUCCAGCACCGACCCGCUCGCCGCCGACCGCGUCCCGCCGCUGCGCGGGGGCACAAAGUGGGUGAUGCAGACGAUGAUCAACCUCUUCAGCGCGCUGAUCUUCGACUGGGGCUGGGCCCGCGUCGUGCCGCGCGUGGAGCGGCACGACUCGUUCUGCUCGACCACGGGCUCGCGUGGAGCGGCACAACUCGUUCUGCUCGACCACGGGCUGUAUGUACGCCUCCCGCGCGAGUUCCAGCAGCAGUACGCGCGCGUCUGUGGAAGGCACUUCUCACGGUCGACUUUGCGGCCGUGA
This is a messenger RNA of Trametes versicolor FP-101664 SS1, 1044 nucleotides long. RefSeq lists its product as uncharacterized. The transcript is spliced from 9 exons. The record is from RefSeq and is a predicted model, not a curated record. NCBI's taxonomy places the organism in Eukaryota, Fungi, Basidiomycota, Agaricomycetes, Polyporales, Polyporaceae. The coding region runs from base 1 to 1044 and encodes 347 amino acids.